GGGGUGGGGAGUGGGAUGUGGUGGUUAGAGCAGACGGGGGCCUGGACUCCUGGGUUCUCUCCCGGUGCCUGGGCGCAGCCCCCCGAGGAGGCAGCGCCCUUCUGUGGCCAGGACGUGGCCAUCCGCAAUGGCACAUUCGCCCUGUCGGACGGGUACCGCCGGGGCAGCGUGCUCACCUACUCCUGCCCCCCGGGCUUCUACCCCUACCCCCUGGGCAGCCGCCUCUGCCAGGACAAUGGGCGCUGGACCACGCUCCGUACCCCGAGAGGCUCCGUCUCCACCAAGCCGCUCUGCAGAGAGAUCCGCUGCCCGGCGCAGCUGGCGUUUGAGAACGGCUCGUUCCAGCCGCGCCGGGCAUCCUACCCCGUGGGCAGCGUCCUGACCUUCGAGUGCCUGGACGGGUACACGCUGCGGGGGCCAGCCCAGCGCAUCUGCCAGGGGAACGGGCACUGGGACGGGGGCACCCCCGCCUGCGACGACGGAGCUGAGCACUGCCCCAACCCCGGGGUGCCAGCCGGGACGACGAAGAGCGGCAGCCGGUACCGGCUGGGCGAGCGGGUCUCCUACCGCUGCCAGCCAGGGCUGUCUCUGGUGGGCUCUGCCCAGCGCAUCUGCACCGAGGCCGGGGAGUGGUCGGGGGCCGAGCCCAGCUGCAGAGCCCCUUUCUCCUACGACCGGGUGGAGGACGUCGGGGCCGAGUUCGGAGCCUCCUUCUCCAACGUCUUGGGCUUGGCCAGCUCCUCGGCCUCCUCCAGCCUCAACACCUCCAUCCUAAAGACACCAACGUUCCUGGGCCGCAGGCUCAUUCUUAGCGACGACAGCUUCCUUAACGUCUACCUGCUGGUGGACUCCUCGAAGAGCGUCAACAAAGAAAGCUUCCAGAUCUUCAAGGAAUGGGUGGAGAACAUUGUGGACCGGAUUGCCAGCUUUGAAGUAGCGUCCAGCUUUGCUGUGAUCUCCUACGCCACCAAACCCAAGAAAAUCGUUGCCAUUUAUGAUCCCGAAGCUGCUGAAGCAGAUGAAGUUAUCAAAAAGACAAAGACGGGGAUGAAUUUUCAAGAUCAUGGCAACGGGACUGGGACCAACAUCCGAGCGGCGCUGCUGGAGGUGUAUAACAUGAUCCUGUUCCAGAAGGAAACCUUCAACCGGGCGGGCAAGCCGGAUGCGUGGAAGAAAAUCCGGCAUGCCAUCAUUGUGCUGACAGAUGGCAAAUACAACAUGGGAGGAUCUCCCAAGGAUGCGGUUGUCAAGAUAGAAGAUGUCCUAGAGAUCAAGCCAGACAGGAAAGACUACCUAGAUGUCUAUGCCUUUGGGAUUGGGACGCUGGAGGUGGACUGGGAUGGCCUUAAUGAGAUCGCGUCUAAGAAGGAAGGGGAGAGGCACGCCUUCAAGAUGGACUCAAGCCAGGAUCUCAAGGCUGCGUUCGAGGAUGUCCUGGACCCAAAAAACAUCCACGAUCUCUGCGGGCUAGGAAACGAUUCGCUGAGUGCCACGUCCCAGCAGCGGAACCCCUGGCAUGUUGUCAUCAAGGGGACGACAGGCGCGUCGUGCCGGGGGUCCCUGGUUUCUGACUCGUGGGUCCUGACGGCCGCACACUGCUUCAACCAGGUGACAGACACGUCCCUCUGGAGGGUAAAAGUGGGGACGGUGGAGAUCCCCAUCCAGAGCAGGAUCGAUCACCCGAGCUACAACGUCACGGCCAAGGCCGGCCAGGGCAUCCCAGAAUACUACGACUACGACGUGUCCCUGAUCAGACUGCAGGAGGCCGUGCAGUUCUCGGGGCAGACCCAUCUGCCUGCCCUGCACGAAGCGAGCGAACCGAGCUCUGAAGAUGCCCCAGGGGACGACGUGCAAGGAUCACGAGCUGGAGCUGCUGGGCCUGGAGCGGGUCCCCGCCCACUUCGUCUCCCUGACCAGCGAGAGGUUAAACGUGCAAAUCAAGACCAACAAGUCGGUAAGUGGGUCCCUCUGCCCCCCCCAGGGUUCCUGCCCCAUUUGGGGGGGAUUUGCAGCAGGGGAGAAACUGGGGGGGCUGACGGGGUGUCCCCCCCACCCUGAUCUCUGCUGAGCUGUCUCUCACACAGUCUCUCUCGCACAUGCCCCGACGUGCACACACAACGGUCUCCCUUGCACACCCCCCAACACACACACCCUGGUCUUCCUCGCACACAUGGUCUCCCUUACACACAUCCUGACACACACACACACACUUGUCACUCUUGGUGCGGUGACCUCCCCCUGGGGAGACGGGCCAGGCCGCAGGCUCCGGGGGUUGUGCUGGGCCGAGCCCGGGCCGGAGGGUUGGGCUGCUCCGUGCGAUCGGCGUCCGUCCCUCGGCAGCCCGGCUCGGUCUGUGCGGGGCGAGCUCGGCCCCGGCCCGGCUGCCGCAGUGAUCCCCGGCCAGCCCCUGCCGGAGCGUCAGCCGGGCCGGGGCUCACCGGGGCCGCGCGGGUCUCACCACGGCAGCCGCACGCAGAGCCGCGGACACGGGGCCGGCCCGCCCGCUCAUUGUCA
Caretta caretta (loggerhead turtle) is the source of this 2514-nucleotide messenger RNA. The record is from RefSeq and is a predicted model, not a curated record. Lineage: Eukaryota; Metazoa; Chordata; Testudines; Cheloniidae.